UCUCUGAGGCUUCGAGGUUCGAUGGAAUAUUGAAGAGGAGGAGACCAACCAGGAGAUCGAAUAUAAGUAGCCUACAAAUUCCCUGAACAGUCUGCGCGAUCUCCAGCACGAAGUGCGUCACGCACACGCACUCAAAUGGUUUAUUCAACUAUGGAUCAAUUCUGACAUAUCGCACCAGAUUGGAAGUCCACGGUUUAGGGGCGAAGAGUAAUCAACCACGACGGGGAAGAAUGUGAAGCGAAUGAAUUUUUUGUGAACAUCUUUGUUUCAACUCGCUGGUGUAGAACCUGCGAGGAUGUGGAGACGCUUCAAACACACCUGUUUGACAGUCACCACAUAAUGGCUUGUCGGAGUGGCUGCUGCUGCAGCUUCGGUCCACUGAAUGAAGACAACGCGAGAUUCCUUCUGUUGGCAGUGUUAAUAGUUAUUUAUCUUUUGUGCGGCGCCGCUGUCUUUUCAGCCCUGGAGCAUCCGAAAGAGAAACUGGCGAAGGAACGGUGGGUGCAACGGUUUGAGCACUUCAGCCAAAAGUACAACCUAAGUAAGAAGGAGCUGGGCAACUUUUUGAGGAACUAUGAAGAGGCAAAUGUUGCAGGUAUCCGGGUGGACACCACGCGACCGCGGUGGGAUUUCACCGGUGCAUUCUACUUCGUCUGCACGGUGGUGUCAACCAUAGGGUUUGGGAUGACAACCCCUGCCACCAUAGGAGGAAAGGUGUUCCUUAUCUUCUACGGGCUCAUAGGCUGCGCAGCCACCAUUUUGUUCUUCAACCUCUUCCUGGAGCGCGUCAUCACCGUGAUUGCCUUUGUCCUGAAACUCUGCCACGAACACCGCCACCGCCGUAAAGCCGUUCUUCCCCAAAUCGGCCGGCCGCCCCAUGGCUUCGCCCACGGCCACAGCCGCACAGGGCUGGACGGCUCGGCUGGGUGGAAGCCCUCGGUGUACUGCGUGAUGUUGAUCCUGGGCGCGGCGGCCAUCUUGGUGUCCUGUUGCGCCUCGGCCAUGUACUCGUCGGUGGAGGGCUGGGGCUACCUGGACGCCGUCUACUUCUGCUUCGUGGCGUUCAGCACCAUUGGCUUCGGCGACAUGGUGAGCGGUCAGCGCGAGGCCUACGAGUCGCAGGGCGCCUACCGCCUGGGCAACUUCCUCUGCAUCCUCACCGGUGUCUGCUGCAUCUACUCGCUCUUCAACGUCAUCUCCAUCGUCAUCAAGCAGGUGCUCAACUGGCUGCUGUGGAGGCUGAAGGCGCUGUGCAGCCCGGCCGCGUGCCAAGGGACAGCGGCCGUCAUGAGGGGCGCGCACCACUCGCGCCGGAACGCUGUGGGCCCAGGGCGCAGUGGCCCACGUCACCGCGACCCCUCCGUCGACACUGAUGGCGCCAACGAGAGCGAGACGGACGGGCGGCGCAUGUCCGGCGAGAUGAUCUCCAUGAGGGACUUUCUGGCUGCCAACAAGGUCAACCUGGCCAUCAUGCAGAAGCAGCUGUCCGAGAUGGCCAAUGGGCAUCCCCGGCAGACGGGCUCCGGCUCGCGACACAACGGCUUCUCUGGAGGGGUCGGGGCACUCGGCAUCAUGAACAACCGUCUGGCAGAGACCAGUGUGGACCGGUAAACAGGAAUAUAUCUGACAGUUGUUUGAAGUGACCUAUUUGGGUUGAUGUGCUAUCCCGAGAGAGAGCGAAUCCUCACUUGUGUCUAGUGAUUUCUUCCACCCCUCACAACACAGAAAGGAGAAAUGCGUUGCAGAAAUGUGCGACUCCCAAAGCAUUCCCUGCAGUCUCCCUGUGGCUCACACACAAAGCAGAACUUGUUUGCUUUAAUGAAGCCUCGGGUGAGAGCAACAAAGAAAACACCUUUGAGAAAGAGAUAAAUCUGUCUCCAGACAUGGCUUCUUUUUCAUAUGUGUUCUUUUUCAACAUUACAGCUCCAUCACAGAGGUGCCAUUCUCAUUAUACCAUUAUAUGUUCACAUCCUGCAGAAAGACAUCCUCUUCAGACAAUUGCUUUUUCUUUUUCUAGAAUCCAAAAGGGUAGACUUCCAAUGUGUACAAAGGACGAACAGCUCUGAAAUACCACCUGAGGGGAAAAAAGUGGGAUUUAACAAGCCAGAGGCACUUUGAAAUUGUGCAGCACAAGCAAGGCACUUUUAAGAGUAUGAGUCGAGGUUUGGUGUCAGUGUUAUGACAGUCAGUGCUUCGCAUCGGCUUCUAUUUGUAGUACAGACACAAAGAUGUAGAUACGAUACUUCCCUGCGUAGUUGCUAACUCCAACCCCAGGUACGGCCCAUAUGCUACCCACAUCUGGCCCAGAUUCUGCCAUCAGGGGCUUUUUGACCUUCUCCCAGGUGUUCCAGUCUCUCUGUCUACAACCAGGCAGCUCCAAACGAUCAGCUCCGUGAAAGGAUGCCAAGUGGAGAACCGAGAGCUGACUACUCUGUAAUAGAAGCUGUGAGGAUACCUCUGUCUGAGCCAGGUACAGUUUGGCACGUGGCCCCAUUCUUUCCCCAAGGCACAAUGUCACAAGAGCCGUGACGAUCAUGUCUUCCCAACCUCGUCACACACUACCAUUCACACGUUACUGUUAUGAUGAUUGCACAAUGAGUGUUGCACAUGAAUAGGCGAAGAGAUUGCUGAUAUAUUUUUGUACAAAUCAGUAUGCUCUACUGAGGAUUUUAAAUCACAGUAUAUUCUGCCACAAGCUGGGUUUUCUUUUCUGUCUAUAAGGUAUUGUUAACACAGUUCAUUGUAUAUUGCUUUUAGUUGACCUUCAAUCUCCCUGGAACAAUAAAUAAUUCAAAAUAGUUAAGGUAUAACACUAUAUUAUGUGAGGAUUCCUUCAUAACAUUGAUGAAAGGCAGUCAACAUGUAUGAAGCAGUAACUACAAGAGUUAUUGGUUUAUUCAUGUUAUAAUUAUGCAUUGAAUUAUGUUAUUUGGGAAGCUUUUGUAAAUCAUAAUGUAUGAGUGAACUGAAAGAAAACAGG
This is a messenger RNA of Alosa sapidissima (American shad), 2980 nucleotides long. RefSeq names its product potassium channel, subfamily K, member 13b (gene kcnk13b). The transcript has 2 exons. Gene Ontology annotation, molecular function: potassium ion leak channel activity. Gene Ontology annotation, cellular component: membrane. Gene Ontology annotation, biological process: potassium ion transmembrane transport; stabilization of membrane potential. The record is from RefSeq and is a predicted model, not a curated record. The coding region runs from base 340 to 1611 and encodes 423 amino acids. Lineage: Eukaryota; Metazoa; Chordata; Actinopteri; Clupeiformes; Clupeidae.